This is a messenger RNA of Liolophura sinensis, 1489 nucleotides long. RefSeq lists its product as uncharacterized. NCBI's taxonomy places the organism in Eukaryota, Metazoa, Mollusca, Polyplacophora, Chitonida, Chitonidae. The transcript has 4 exons. The coding region runs from base 307 to 1200 and encodes 297 amino acids. The record is from RefSeq and is a predicted model, not a curated record.
GAAUAUGACAGUCAGUUUUGCUUCCUGCGCAACUUCAGGCAAGAGGCUAGCAAAAAAAACGCAGUCUUCAGUGUUCACACUCACUGCAGCCUGGCAGACCAAAGAGUUAACAGUAUUGGGUUGUGCUACAUUGUGCUGUACAUUUACCUCAGUAACUUAUCAGUUAUUUUCUGACGUAGUGUUGUACGUGUUCUAAAGCUGUUUAGUCAUGCCCACAGACUGAAACGAAGACAUUCUAAAAUUAAAUCUGACCUGUGCACCUCCCGAUUGUGAUUUUACUGUCCACACAUUCCAGAGCUCAUUACCAUGCAUCAAGAGGCACAUGACUACGCAGAACGGAAUCGUGGCGAUUCCGAAAAAUGGUUUGAUUACACUGGCACUUAUGACAACCCGAAACCAAAGGAACGCAUAAUAACAGAAGAAGCAAAGAAAAACGCAGAAACCAACAAAGGUUCUAUGAAGGACAUUAUGGGCGGAUACGCUGACCCGCCCAUCCAGCGGCAACUGCACCCUCGUGGCGUCAGAUCUGAAGCAUCCGUAACCGCAGAAAUAAGCAAAGGUGGGGCCAUGAAAGAUCUAAUCGAUAAUUACGGACACGCUGGAGAUGCAGAAAGGCCAGCGCCAAAACUGAAGGGUGAAGAGGCCCAGGAGAAUGCUGAGAAAAAUAACGGUGUGGUGGACAAUUUGAUAAAUAAUUACGGUAAUCUAGAAAUCUCUGAUCGCCCCGCCCCCAGGCUAGGCCACGGAGGGGAUGAGAUCGCCAAGAGGCAUGAGGACACGUCUGGGAUGGGCUCUAUCAUGAGGAUGGAAGCAACACCCAGCCCGAAAGAGACCAAAGUUAGCAAGCUUCACCAAGAGUCUGAUAAGUGCUGGGAUGAAAUCCCCCCUGCCCGCCGCACGCGUCCAGAAGCGGAGGAGAUCAUAGCCCGGCAGGCUGGUGAUUCCCUGAAUGGAAUAAUCCACAUGGAUGGGGAUGAUCAGACUGGUGGUGCACGCUGGGAAGUCAAGACCCUGGCCCAUACGGAGCAGUCCAAAACUCCACGAGUGAAGACUUCACCAUCCCGCACCCGACCAGAAGCUCUGAUUAACUACCAGCGUAGCCGAGGCUCAGAGAUGGGAGCCAUCUUGAAAAUGGAGCCUGCUGUGAACAACGCUCCUCGCAAAGUAAACAGGAUGUUCCUCAAGUCUGAAGAGUGGUAGAGGAUGAGCCAAAGCACAACAACUGUAACAGUUUCAUCAGCCUUUCACAAGACUGAGGCAAAUAUUGUGGAUAUUUUUUAUGCGUAUAUACGAUGUUGUUGUUGUAGCCUGCUUCACUUGUGGCUACAGAGUCGGUGACAGAAGAUGGUUUUUGACGAUGCUUGGCCUUUUAGAGUAACAGUGAUCCUCUAAAAACCCAGUGGCGUGUGGCUUACAUUUCACUGUGACAUGCUGACCAAUGAUUGCAGAAAAACGGGGGUUUCGGAUUGAAUUAAUUUGAAGAAAUGGA